Messenger RNA from Monascus purpureus, 5799 nucleotides. NCBI's taxonomy places the organism in Eukaryota, Fungi, Ascomycota, Eurotiomycetes, Eurotiales, Aspergillaceae. The record is from the annotation of a GenBank genome assembly.
CCUGGAUGUGCUCGGUUCUGACGGUCUUUACUACCUUCCUUGCUCUGGUCUUCCUAUUUUCCAUUCUUCGCUCGUUUGCCGCGCGCAGUGCCGGUGCCGAUGGCUGCGGUGUCCCCAUGAUGAGCCCCACGUUCAUUCGCAUGGUUGGGUUCGAUACGGAACACACGCGUUUCGCCAGUAAAUACAAUCUUUACCUCUACCGCGAAGAAGGUGUUGAUCCAUACAGCCAUGAAAAUAUUGGGCUGAAUGGGGCUCCCGUGCUUUUCCUCCCCGGGAACGCGGGAAGCUAUAGGCAAGUGCGCUCCUUGGCCGCAGAGGCGUCGAGACAAUAUUACGGCAACAUCGUCCAUGAUCAGGACCGUUUGAAGAAGGGUACUCGGAGCUUGGAUUUCUUCAUGGUGGAUUUCAACGAGGAUAUGGCGGCAUUCCACGGACAGACGUUGCUAGACCAGGCGGAAUAUGUCAAUGAGGCAGUGGCUUAUAUACUCUCGCUCUACCAUGAUCCUAAGCGAUCGAGGAGGGACCCGGCGCUGCCCGAUCCCAGUGCGGUGAUAAUCAUUGGACACUCCAUGGGUGGCAUUGUGGCUCGUACGGCAUUGACCAUGUCGAACCAUAUGACCAAUUCUGUCAACACCAUAAUCACCAUGUCUGCACCGCACGCCAAACCGCCUGUGUCGUUCGACUCGGACGUUGUGAACACCUACAAGCAGAUUAACGAUUACUGGCGGGAGGCGUACUCCCAAACUUGGGCCAAUAAUAAUCCCCUGUGGCACGUAACCCUCAUAUCCAUAGCGGGUGGCUCCAGAGAUACAGUUGUUCCUUCCGAUUAUGCCAGUAUAUCGUCUCUCGUUCCCGAUACACAUGGUUUCACCGUAUUUACUUCGACGAUUCCAGACGUCUGGAUCGGAAUGGACCAUCUGUCUAUUACAUGGUGUGACCAGUUUCGCAAAGCAAUUGUCGGAUCGCUUUUUGACAUUGUUGAUGUUAGAAGAGCUGGUCAGACGAAGCCACGGGCUGAAAGAAUGCGGAUUCUGAAAAAGUGGUAUCUCACGGGGCUAGAGUCUGUUGCAGAAAGGACACUUCCACAACAAGCGCCAAACACUCUAUUAAACCUCGAAGAUAAUACCAAUACGAUCCUAUCCCAGGGGCAACGACUUGUUCUUCGCGAACUGGGAUAUCGCCAGGCCCGUGAUGUACACCUGUUACCCAUCCCUCCUCAGGGAGUGUCGGGGAAGAAGUUUACACUCCUUACAGAUCAGCGAUUAGACGAGCGUGGUGAUGGGAGCAAUCUCGAGAUUCUCUUUUGCAGUCUGUUCCCGCUUCAAAAUGGUCAUUUUGCGGACUUGUUCUCCAUGAACAUGGACUUCUCGGGGGAUAAUGUCGGCUCGACACGCUUGGCUUGCAAGAACGCGGCCGAUGAUACUAUCCAUCUUCCAGCUUCGACUCGCUUGUCCAAGUACGCUUUCGACCGAGUUCCUCCCUUUUCAUACCUCCAAUAUGACCUGGAAGAUCUUGCGGAGCACCAGUUUGUCGCCGUAGUGGACAAGGCCAACUCCCCGACGCAGGGCUGGGUCGUAGCGGAAUUUUCGGACAGUUCGGACUCAGUCAUCAGGGCUCGAGUAGGCCUAGGAGGUCUGCUUAGUGCUGGCUUGAACAUGCGGCUUCCAGCGUCCCGACCCAUGGUUACGGAAGUGAAAAUACCGGCGCUGUAUUCAAGCCUACUGGACUACAGACUCAAGAUUGUCCGUCGAGGUCUCGAUGGGAAGAAGGAGCUCUUUGCUCCGCUCCUAAGGCAGUCGCUGCCCGAUCCACACGAGACCAAGUUCUUUGUCAAUGUAAAUGAGGUCGAGGUUAACCUUCAUGGGUUAGCGCCCUUUAUUCCUCCGCCUCUUCGUGAGCAAGCGAUGCUAGGAGGCGUGUCGUUCCAGCUUUGGACUGAUCCGACCAGUGGCGCUUCGGUUGACAUUUCGUUGAAGGUCGACAUUGCGGGAAGCCUUGGAGAGCUUGUGAUGCGCUAUAGGACGGUGUUUGCUGCCUUCCCCCUUCUUGUUGUUGCGCUUGUCAUACGCAAACAGUUCAAGAUAUACGAUAAAACGGGCUACUUCAUUACAUUCGCGGAGGGCCUGGAUAGUACUCUGCGAUCAUCCUUGCCGGUCUUACUCGCCGCUAUGUCCCUGUUCGCGUCAUCUCUCGCUACGUCUAAGAAACUGCCCCCGACCGACGAUCCGUUUCACUGGCGAACAAAUUCAACCGAGACACCUAUCGACUUCACGAAAAACGACCUCCUUCUGGGGUCAGAUGAUGCGUUUUUCUGGUUUUUGGUUCCCGUGUUUGGGUUAAUUGCUGUCGGAGUAUGCGUAAUUGUCAAUUACUUGGCACUUGCGAUUCUAUCCUUUUUCUCAUUCCUCUAUGGCCUUUCAAACAGCAUACCCGGUCCCUUCAGACGUGAUGAUAAAGGGAAUCUACCGAUAUUCUCUCCGGCAACCCCGAGGCGAAGGCUGAUCAGUGCCACCAUUCUUCUGAUUCUCGUGUCGACUAUAAUUCCAUAUCAAUUCGCUUAUAUGGUCAGCUGCGUGGUCCAAUUGGCGACAUGUGUACGGGCAUACCGCCAUGCCAAAGAAACCAAAAGCGCUGCGCAUGCCAGCUUUGCUAAUUACGCAUACUCGAUUCUCAUCUUGAUGCUUUGGAUUCUGCCGAUCAACGCUCUUGUACUUUUAGUGUGGGCGCACAACCUCGUUGUUCACUGGUACAUGCCGUUCUCGUCACACCAUAAUGUCUUAUCCAUAAUGCCCUUUAUUCUGCUUGUUGAAACGAUGACAAGUGGAACUAUGAUUCCUAGAGUGCCUACACGAUUAAAGCACGUCACGUCUCUCCUUCUUUUCGCGAUUGCCACCUACUCGGCCAUCUAUGGCGUUUCGUACGCAUACCUCCUUCACCACCUGGCCAACAUCUUUGCUGCCUGGUUGGUUUGCAUAUAUUUCUUCAGUAACGGGAUCCCCGUCCGAAAACUGUGGCGCAUCUUGGAAGGGGAUGACUUCUGCCACACGGAAGAGGAAGGAAGCCAUAUCAAGAAAAAGCCAUAGAUUUUAUGAAAUUUUAAUCGUGUCUUCUGUUGUUAGCUUUUUUUUUUUGCCCCUUCUGUUACUUUUAUCUUUAUUCUUCCUUCACCUAUAUAAACCGGUCCCCUUGGAGGUUUUCAUUUUUUAUUUAUUUCUUCGUCCUUUAUUACUUUUGUUUCAUUCCACUGUUUAUCUAUUUGAGAGCGGUUGUGCCUGGCCUGGCGCCUUGACCUUUUUUCUUCUUUUUAUUUACAUUUGUACUUGUAUUUGUAUCUGUAUUUGUUCCUGUCCAUUCUUCUUCUUCUUCUUCUUCUUCCUUCCAUGUCGAUUCUAGAUAGAAUAUAUGUCUACGAGUAGGAGAUCUACGCUAUAUAGGCGGAUAGAACCUGACGGUUUCGAGUUUGUUCGAUUUGAUCCCUUUUCUUUUCACUAUGUUUUUUAUUUCAUCGGAUGCAUGUCCGAAUCUGACCUCUGAAUUGGGUUGGGUAGUGGGAUAGAUCGAUCAAGGCUGAAUACAUUAAUGUCUAGGACUUGUAAGUUGUGCAUGUACAAUGUAGCUGAUCACUCAUGCCUAUCUAAUCUCAUCUCAUCUUAUCAAUCAACCGGAUCUCCAAGAGAAUCCUUGGAAUAAAGACUACCAUAGACAAGUAUACAAGUGUAGAAGUGCCAUGAUAUAUAUAGAUCUACACCUCCACAGGCCCAACCCUAACCUCACUUCUUCUCACCAACUCCUCAAAUUCCCUCUUCUUAGUCUCCGCCCGCUCCACGGCCCUCCGUUUCACUCCUAGAUCCGCAAAUCGUUUCUUCCCUCCGAACCUCAGUUUGGUAAUCAUAUCUGUUGCCUGGCCCCGCGUCAGUUCCCCGGAGAAGAUCCUUGUAUCCCGUAUCUUGGCUUUGUUGAGCAUAUCUAGUUGAGAUGGAGUCGCCGGGUUUCUCCUCCAUGCCUGUCGGGUGGAAAUGUAUCGGGUCUCGAAUUUCUCUUUGGCAUAUGUGUCUGCGGCAUGGACGGCUGUUUCGAGGUCGGGGGCCGUCGCAACCAGACGCGGGCGUGUGAAGAUGGGAGUAGCACUUUCGGUGGUUGAUUUAAAUUUGAUAACGUGUUUGACAGUGAAGCUCUUGUUAUUUUUGUCGCUGUCUUUCUUUUCGAUGGUGAGCCAACCAGAAAUAUCAGAUAGGAUGUACCGGUUCUCGUCCAGUCUGAUCCAUGCAUUAGGGCUUAGUGAGCGAAUGUACCGCUCUGGUUUCGUGUCUUGGAUUAAAUCAAAUAUGCUGUCAUAUUUGGUGAAUGUAAUUUCCACAUCAUCUUCUUCAGAGAAAUUGACUUCUCUUGUCUCUGCUAUAGCAGUGCCAUCACUGUUCUCUUUUAGCUUUUUGUUCUGCCCCAGAUAUUCAGCGGUUGUUCUAUUCAGGACUUCGUCCGGGUGAAGGCCAAAUAGUGUAGGCGUUGAGAGCACACCCGUUUGCAGCGUGGCAACCAUGUCGAUGAUAUGACAAUCUUUCUUGCCUGGGAACAAACGUAGCCCUCGUCCGAUCAUCUGGAUAAGAAGGUUCUUCGACCUGGUCGGCCUGGCGAGCAAUAUACAGUCGAUAUUUGGAAUAUCCGUACCUUCCGUAAACAGGCCACAGUUCAGCAAUACGGGAUAUUCCCGGUUCUUGAAUGCGUGGAGCUGCUUCGCGCGAAUUUCUUUCGCCGUAGAAGCAGUUAUAUAGCGCGCAUCCACGCCAAAUUCGCGAAAUAUCGCAGUAAGUUGCUUAGCAUGCUCAACAUCCACGCAGAAUACCAAUGUCGACUUGCGGUCAGCCGCAUUAGCGAGCCACGCUCGUACGGUAAUAUUAUUCGUCUUUGCCGUGUUCACGGCCCGAGACAGGGAGCCUGUCGCAAAGUCUCCAAAUUUAUCCUUCUUGACACGAGAUAAAUCUGCCUCUGAUUUCACAGUUGUGAAAACUGCAUUCGCCAACCAUUUCUCGUCGAUCAUGUCAACGUAAUCUUUGUGGUAGACGAUAUGGUCGAUUGCGGCACCCAGUUUAAGUCCAUCGAAGCGGGAGAAGGUAGCCGAAACACCUACGAGGACCGGCGAAACUUCUGAUAAUUUGUUCAGUCCGAAAUAUUCCAGAGCCUCACGAUAGGAUGGCGCUACAAUGUGAUGCGCCUCAUCGACCAAAACAAGCUUGAAUCGGUCCGGAUUGAAUUUUAGGAUUCGAUAUUUGGAUGUCAGGCUCUUUAUGGAUGCGAUGGUAAUAUCCGCUGUCCCUGACGCUUUACUAUUGCCCAUUUCAAUCUCGACGGUUCGGUCCGGGUAGGCAAGACGGCAGUGCCACGCGGCCUGGUCGACAAGCUCUCUCCGAUGAACGAUGAUCAGAGUCUGAUCAGCACCAUCAGAACGCGGAGGAAUUCGUCCAAUAAGCUGUGUAAAAAUGACCUACGAAUGGAUGCAUGCGCUGUCAGCAAACCGCCAUCCUAACCACAAUGGUUUUCAAAGGUUUAAUGACACCAAAUUGCACCACCGCUUGAAUGCAUUCUUCCUGCUGAGAGCGUUGAGCCGAAUCGAGUCAGGGGCCAUGGAGAUCUCCAACAAAGCUUCGCAGCCGCGGUUAGCAUAUGCCAAACGGGACACCACCGCCAUCCAUGCCGUGUGAGCUCCAUGCAGAUGGAGGAGAGAGAAAACGAUCAUGUUAAGUCUCCGUCAUGUGCGCAACAGACUAUACCGGAUUGGGUAAUCGCCUUUGCCCUCCUUAUAUC